Messenger RNA from Soboliphyme baturini, 339 nucleotides. NCBI's taxonomy places the organism in Eukaryota, Metazoa, Nematoda, Enoplea, Dioctophymatida, Soboliphymatidae. The record is from the annotation of a GenBank genome assembly.
AUGGCUUUUUCAGGCCGGAGUCGAAGAUGUGCGUUGUCGAUAAGUGUUACAUGGCGAACAGCUGACCGACCUGACGGAUUCCUGCUGGCCGCGGACGGACGGUGCAGCAACGAAAGGAAAGCGGCGGCACGGACCGCAUCGAUAAGCCCCGCCUCAAACGGCGACGGCGUUUUCUAUUGGACGACAGCAGGUGGUCGGAACGUUUGUCGGCUGCUGCCACCGAAUAGCUGGCAGAAAAUCGACCAGGGUCGCGAAGACGUCAGCGAAGCAGCGUUCAACGCCGACCGUUGUUCCGUCGACGACCGUCGUCCGCCGUACGUCGUGCGCCAAACGCCGUAA